Molecule: messenger RNA, 540 nt
Organism: Cutaneotrichosporon oleaginosum
Lineage: Eukaryota; Fungi; Basidiomycota; Tremellomycetes; Trichosporonales; Trichosporonaceae
Biological process (GO): vesicle-mediated transport; intracellular protein transport
Cellular component (GO): cytoplasm; Golgi apparatus
Molecular function (GO): GTPase activity; GTP binding
Source: RefSeq, a predicted model, not a curated record
AUGGGCUUGUCUCUCUCGCGCAUCUACACUAGUCUGUCGAGUCUCGCAUUCUGGGGGAAAGACAAGGAGGUCCGCAUUCUCAUGGUUGGGCUGGACUCUGCCGGAAAGACAACAAUCCUCUAUCGCCUCCAGAUUGGAGAAGUCGUAUCUACCAUCCCCACCAUUGGCUUCAAUGUCGAGACCGUUUCAUACAAGAACAUCAACUUCCAAGUGUGGGACCUCGGAGGGCAGUCGAGUAUCAGGCCAUACUGGCGAUGCUACUACGCCAACACACAAGCAAUCAUCUACGUGAUCGACUCGGCCGACACGGCCCGCUUGCCUACAUCCCGUUCCGAGCUCCUCACAAUGCUCGCCGAAGAGGAGCUCAAGAACGUUCCCGUGCUUGUUUUCGCCAACAAGCAAGACAUGGCCGGCGCGCUCUCACCCGCCGAGAUCAGCGACAAGCUUGGUCUCGCAGGGCAGGAGAAGGGGCGCGAGUGGAGCGUGCGCGGGAGCUGCGCGACAAAGGGCGAGGGGCUCGAGGAAGGGCUUGACUGGUGA